Messenger RNA from Leptomonas pyrrhocoris, 339 nucleotides. RefSeq lists its product as hypothetical. The record is from RefSeq and is a predicted model, not a curated record. The transcript has a single exon. NCBI's taxonomy places the organism in Eukaryota, Euglenozoa, Kinetoplastea, Trypanosomatida, Trypanosomatidae. The coding region runs from base 1 to 339 and encodes 112 amino acids.
AUGGACACUAACAACGCUGUUUACAGGUUUUUCUCCAUACAAGAAGAGCAGAUGUUUCGUCGAACUAGUCACCAUUGCAUGAAGUAUGCAAACCUUGAGCUCACGACUCGAGGUGAAUUUCCUCACGGAAUGAAAGAGCCUGGCUUUGUGAAGAAGCUUGAUAAGAACAUUCCUUGGUAUUUCUCGACGUACCGCUCUAUGUAUCACUGGCCUGUCGUAGGUGACAACUGGAGUGAUUUGAACGAGGCGGACAAGCACCACGACCUGCACAUGUACUACACACUUGCGUGGUGGAAGCUCGGAGAGGGCAUUUUUGAUGCGGACGACGAGGAUAAGUGA